UUUGCUUCACCAUUAUUUCUCUCCCCUCUCCCUCUCCCUCUCUCUCUCUCUCUCCACUUUCACUCUCUUCCAUCUCUAACGACUAUAUAUUCUUACAAAGACCAUUUUAGCUUCUACAUAUGAUAUCCAUCCAUCCCCAUAUGAUAUGAUGGAGAAACAGAAACUCCUCUUCUUCUCCUUCUCUUGUUUCUUCCUCCUCCCUCUUCUCUCAGAAGUUGAAGGUGUGCAAGGAGGUUCUUCUUCUUCUUCUUCUUCUCAGCACAACACCACUCAUCGCGGUCUCUACGGUUUUCAUCCAACAAAGCUUUUCGUGUUCGGGGAUUCCUAUGCUGACACUGGCAACAACAGAAAAUCUAUUGCCGAUUCUUGGAAGGUUCCCUAUGGCAUCACCUUUCCCGGCAAACCCACCGGCCGUUUCUCUGAUGGUCGCGUCCUCACCGAUUACCUUGCUAGGUUUUUGGGAUUGAAGUCUCCGAUACCGUACAGAUGGAGAAAAUUUGCAGCAAAUAGGUUGAGGAAUGGGAUGAAUUUUGCAUAUGGAGGGACUGGAGUGUUUGAUACUCUGGUAUUGGACCCAAACAUGACAACCCAGAUUGAUUUUUUAGAAAAACUAGUCAAUAAUGACUCUGUUUACACAAAAUGGGACUUGCAAUCCUCUUUGGGUCUGGUCACUCUCUCCGGCAACGAUUAUGGUGCUUUCCUCGCCAAAGGCGGUUCUACCCAGGAUUUGCCAUCAUUCAUAAGUGCAGUGGUUGAUCAACUAGCAGAGAACUUGAAAAGAAUACAAGAUAUAGGAGUGAGAAAAGUGGCAGUGACAGCAAUGCAGCCACUGGGAUGCCUCCCUAGAAGCACAGUGUUGAAUUCAUUCCAAGAAUGCAAUGCCACUGAGAACACUGCUGUCACUUUUCACAACCUCUUGCUUCAGCAAGCUGUGUCCAAGCUCAACAAUAACUCCAAGGAUUCUUCUGCCUUUGUCAUCCUUGACCUUUAUGGCUCCUUCAUUUCUGUACUCAAGACCAAAGGAAAUUUUCUAGGAAGUGUGAAAUUUGAGACUCCAUUGAAGCCAUGUUGUAUGGGUACAAGCAGUGGGCAUUACUGUGGUAGCCUAGAUGAGAAAGGAGCCAAGAUGUAUGCCGUAUGUAACAACCCUGAAGCUGCAUUCUUUUGGGACAUGGUGCAUCCAACACAAGCUGGAUGGCGUGCUGUGUAUUUAGCUUUGAAAUCCACUCUCCAAAAAAUUAACUAGAGGUAUUUCAACAAAAAAAAAAACUAUAAAAUUUAUCUUCCUGUUAUUUUAUUUGUUAUUAAUUUUGUAAUAAUGUUUCUGUUUAAAUUUGUUUAGCAAUUUUGGUGGCACUGUUAGACCUAUGAAUGAAGGACAUGAAUCUUUGGACAACAUUAUGCUCUGUUUGUCCAAUAUUAUCAUUUAUGGAAAAUGAUUUACUUUAGACUUUGAAAA
Messenger RNA from Camellia sinensis, 1459 nucleotides. RefSeq names its product GDSL esterase/lipase At5g03610. The record is from RefSeq and is a predicted model, not a curated record. Gene Ontology annotation, molecular function: hydrolase activity, acting on ester bonds. NCBI's taxonomy places the organism in Eukaryota, Viridiplantae, Streptophyta, Magnoliopsida, Ericales, Theaceae.